AUAGACUCCGGGGGCUCAAUCUAACGCUGUCCUCACCGCCGAUAACACGCGCGCGUAAAUUGAGCCGCAAACGCGUCAAGUGAAGUUGCCCGGAUGCAUAUUCAUAGUGACAGAAGGAUGGAGGACGAUCAGCAUCUUGCGGAGGAAUACGUGCAGGAUUUCGUCCUCGACCACCUCGAAGAUGUCACGGUCAAACGGGAAGAUCGGAGACACCUGGUGGAAAGUGAAACUUGGAUACAGGACGACUCGGAGGACCGGAGGUAUUCUUCGUUAUCGCCGCCGCCGGAGACGCUGUACAGCCAACAGGCGGUCCUGAUCAACAUGCCGCUGAUGAACGACCCUGGUACCCCGCCGGAGACACCCCCGAGCCAACCGCCGGGUCCCUGCCGAGCCCCAGCCUUCAUGGAGGAUUGGAUGUGGACUAUACGUGACCCCCAACCCUUGGAUUUGCGCCCCAUGCACUGCGUUGGGGGAGAAGCGGAUUGGGAACGCAGAGAAUACAUUCCUCCAGGUUUGGACAAUAAUCAUCACUCCAUUCAUCAUCAGAGACCCCAAUCAGUGUGCAGCGGGGCAAGUGCCAUUUCUCCUAGAUUAAACACCAGCCAUGGAAGCGGUUACUCCACGUGUGGUGAUGACAUAAACGACGAAAUGCUAGUAUCUCUAUCGGUUCGCGAACUCAACAAAAGGCUACACGGAUGUCCCAGAGACCAAAUCGUCAAGCUGAAACAGAAACGGAGGACCCUAAAAAACAGAGGCUACGCCCAGAACUGCAGGCACAAACGCCAAGAGCAACGGGAACACCUGGAACAGGUCAACAGGGAACUCCAGGUCGAGCUGCACAAGAUCAAAUCCGAACUGGCCAGGGUGAUCCAGGAGAGGGAUCUCCUGAAGCAGAGGAUCCACCUCGGCAGGACCCACAUGACCUCCCUUAAUUCCGACGGCCAGAGUUCACCCGAAUUCUACCUAUGACAUCAUCUUCAGGGUCGAAGAUUGUAAUGCCUAUCGACCCCACGGUUAACCCGCCACUGAGCAACCGUGUUCUCGAAGUUAUUGUGGACUUGUACAAAGUGACGCUUAUGUGGUGUACCUUCUGGUUACAGCAUUUUUUUCGAUAUAUAUUUGUAGAUAAGACUGUUGAAUUUUUGUUAGGCUAAUUUUUUUUUAUCAUUUUUGUUAUUGAAUCACUGAAGGUGGAUCUGCAUAUCUUUUUUCAUUGUUUCAGUCGAAUUCGUAAUUUUAUAUCUCUAUUUUUCUAAAAAAAAAAUCGGGUCACUCUGUUCCAUACCUGAUGAGGUUGUGUUUAAAAUGAGAAAACUAUAUGACAUAUGUUACUUCUGUAAAUGAAAAUUAUAGUAUUAAUAAAAUAUGGUUUAGAACAGUGA
Coccinella septempunctata (seven-spotted ladybird) is the source of this 1382-nucleotide messenger RNA. RefSeq names its product transcription factor MafB-like. NCBI's taxonomy places the organism in Eukaryota, Metazoa, Arthropoda, Insecta, Coleoptera, Coccinellidae. Gene Ontology annotation, biological process: regulation of transcription by RNA polymerase II. Gene Ontology annotation, cellular component: nucleus. The transcript has a single exon. The coding region runs from base 94 to 969 and encodes 291 amino acids. The record is from RefSeq and is a predicted model, not a curated record. Gene Ontology annotation, molecular function: RNA polymerase II cis-regulatory region sequence-specific DNA binding; DNA-binding transcription factor activity, RNA polymerase II-specific.